Molecule: messenger RNA, 2394 nt
Organism: Klebsormidium nitens
Lineage: Eukaryota; Viridiplantae; Streptophyta; Klebsormidiophyceae; Klebsormidiales; Klebsormidiaceae
Source: the annotation of a GenBank genome assembly
AUGACCAGUCUGAGAGGAUCGGAAGCGCAGCGGCCAGCCAGAGGUUCACAGUUCGAUCCUCGGGGCGUGACGCACGUGCCCAUUGGCGUUUUCGACACUGUCGACACUCUCAAGACGUUUGUGGAAGCGGAGGGGGGCUUCUCCCCCGGCUUCGCCUCUUAUGGCGUCUCCGUGUGGGCGUAUCUUCCAGGAGGAGGCCUCGUCGCUCCCACCAUGGACAAGGUCAAGGUGGACUACGGGCUUGACACCACCGGCUGCCUUCUACCCUGGUCCCAGUGGAGCGCUGGCUCUGGUGUCAACAUUCGGACGACCGUUGCACAAGUGGAACAAGUCUACUCCUCGGGAAAGACGGGGUACGUUGUCGGGCUUCAAGUAAACGUCACAAACGCCGGCAACGCUUCCGUCUCCCCGUCCAUCUUCGUGGCCCUGCGACCAAUCGGGCCGGCCGGUGGGCCCGUGACGCAGAUUGACGUCAGCGGAAACGGCUCAGCCCUCCUCGUGAACGGCCACGUGGCACUCCUCGCCUCGGGCCCCAACCUCCCGUCCGCGGCCGGGGUCACCGCCCAAGACGACCUGGACACAUUUGCCGCGACCGGGGGAGUGCCUACCGGGCAGUCUGCCGCUGCACCGGGGGGCACCGGUGCCGGGGCUCUGGGAUUCAAGCUCACGCUACCGGCGGGUUCAUCUCAAUCUAUUGACGUCCUCGCCCCCGUCCUAGCCGGCAAGUAUGCCGUCGGCCACAAUUGGACGGCCAUUUUGGACCCGCGCGGCUACUACUGGAACGACACCGCAGUCCUGGGCUCGCCCUCGGACGGGUUACUGCAAAUCGACGUGGGUUUGGCUGACCUCGCGGGCGUGACCGUCGGCGACAUCUUCGCGCGCGCGCGCGCGGAUUGUGCGGCGCUCCUGUCCGGAUCGUCUUUGAUCGCGGCUGCGGACGUCCGGUAUGGUAAGGCGUACACGGCCAUGAUCAACCACGCCGCUCUGCUCUUCAACAAAGGAACGCCGGACGUCACCGUCAUCAACUACAACACGUACAACCGUGACGGCAUGUAUGUCGUCAGCAUGCUCCAGCGCGUCGGCCAGGAGGCGGUCGCGGCCGCGGCCCUCGCGACCUUUUUCCAGCAUCCAUUCAGUGGACGGGUGUAUCCCGAGGCCGACAACCCGGGGGAGCUGCUCUACCUGGCCGGGGAGCAGUGGCUCCUCUUCCGGAACGCCACGUGGCUGCAGGAGGCAUACCCCAGCAUCAAGGCGCUGGCCAACCUCAUAGCCUAUGUGCGGGGAGGUCAGGGGACGCAUCCCGUAUGCAUGAACACGCUGGCGUUUGGCGCCGCUUGCCCGGCGUCAGACUCGCAACCGCUGCGCUACGGAACAGUUGACGGCUAUCACCCGGAGUUUUCAGAUGCCUUCGACGUGGGGGGCCUGCGCGCGGCCGCGCUCCUCGCAACUGCCGCCAGCGUUCCUGCCGACGCCCAACAGUUCGUUUCGCUCUUCGUUCGCAGCUCGAAGCUUUCGAAUGCUUUCACCUUCGACGUGGCGGGCCUGCGCGCGGCCGCGCUCCUCGCAACUGCGGCCGCCGUCCCCGCAGACGCCCAAGAGUUCGCUUCGCUCUCCGACACGCUCUACACCAAGUAUCUCAACAGCAACUAUACCUUCAGCCCGAAGUUCAGCUACUUCUACUACUGCACGCUUUGGCCUGCGCGUCUCUACCCUCUGAACAGCGGCCCGGUUAGCGCCGGAUUCCGAAACGUGGGGCCCCAGAUGCCUGACACGUGGCUGUACUUCCCGCUGGCGACCGCGCACCAGGGACUCCUGGCGGGGAGUCGCCAACUGGGCCACCAGACUAUUGAUUCGUUCUUGGCUUAUCCCAAGAUGACGGGUUGGUUCACCCCCGACGAGGGCGGCGCGAGCGACGCGGGCAAGUGGGCCCAAGUGGGUUAUCACAACUGGAACCCCAAAACCGCGUCGCCUCACGGGUGGUCCUUGGCCGAAUUCUGGCACCUGCUGCGCGAGUCGUUUCUCUUCGAAGACGGCGACUCGCUGGUGGUGUUCGGCGGGGUUAACGGGACAUGGCUAACCCAGUUCACCGAGAUCAAGCUCGUGGUACGUUACCAAGACCUUUCUUUUGGUCCCUGUCCUGCCCUUAUACAGGGUUGGAAAACCCACUUCGGCUCCUGCAACAUUUCGUACAGCCCCCUCUCAACGGGGCAGGGCGCGACCCUUGACGUUAGCACCGACACGUGUCCUCCGGGGGGCUACCUUAUCCGGCUUCCAAGCCCUUUGCAGCUCAACUCGGGGGCGACAAGACUGACGGCAAAUGCGAACGGCGACUUCCCCGUUGCUUGCAACGACACGACGAACCUGAAUGUCUCCUCGAGUGACUUCUUUAACUGA